AUGAGGGGCUGCCAUGCAGACUGCUUAGAGAGACCCCUUUCCCAGGGAUUCCGAACACUGGGCAAACUUAUUGCCAAAAAACCCUGGUAUUUUGUUAUUACUCCCUUAAUACUUUCUGUUGGAUUGGGAAUUGGGUUGUGUUUUCUGGAGCAGAGGCAAAUUAAUAAACUUGAAGAGUUAUUCACUCCAGGAGGAGGAAUUGCAAAGAGUCAAAGAGAAUUUAUCAGAAUAAAUUUUCCUACGAAUGACUCGGGGCAGUUUUCACCACAAAGACUUUACACACCGGGCACUUUUGCAUCUCUUAUAAUUGUAAGCGCAUCAGAUAAUAUCCUAAUCACAAGUGUCUUCAAGGAACUUCAAAAGCUUGAUAUGGCUGUGAAAAACUUGACCUCAAAGUCUGGAGUUAAUUUCAACCAACUGUGUGCCCAAGUCAAUGGCUCCACCUGUGUCUCAGCCAACCCAAUACUCAACCUAAUGCAAAAUAACACUAAAGAUGUCCUGUUGACUUACCCUCAGCUCCAGAAUGGUGCAUUUGUGGCACUGUACAUUGGUGGCGUAAUGCUGGAUCCAAACAAUGUUCUAUUGAAGGCCAAGGCCCUGCGAUUCCUGUAUUACCUGAGAGAGGACAAUGGUACAGUUCACCACACCAGCAUAGAAUGGCUUCAUUACUUUAUGAACUCCGUCUCUUACCUGAUAGACGAAUUGCAACUCAGAUUUGUAAAGGUUUACCACUCAACAUCUAUUUCUCUGCAAGCGGAAUUUGAAGGAAGUACAGACAAAGUGAUCCCAUUGUUUUCAAUCACCUAUGUUGUGACCAUCCUCUUCUCCAUUGUAUCUUGUGCCAGCUUGGACAACGUGAGAAAUAAAAUUUGGCUAACAACACUUGGUGUAAUAUCACCUGGAUUAGCCAUGAUGGCCAGCUUUGGGCUCCUCUUACUGUGUAAAGUACCUUUUGCAAGAACAGUCGCAUAUGCACCAUUUCUUAUACUCGGAGUUGGAGUAGACAACAUGUUCAUUAUAAUAUCUUGCUGGAAGCAAACUAAAUUGGCAAGUACCCUAGAAGAACGAAUGGCUGAUACCUAUCAAGAGGCAGCUGUGUCCAUCACCAUUACCACUCUCACCGAUGUGCUAGCAUUCUACAUUGGAAUAAUGACCCAUUUCCCAUCCGUUCAAUCAUUCUGUAUCUACACAGGGACUGCUCUGGUUUUCUGUUACAUCUACUGCAUAACAUUCUUUGGAGCUAUACUAGCUUUGAAUGGAAUCCAUGAAAAUAACAACCGACAUUGGUUAGUUUGCAUGAAAGUAAGUGACAAGAGGGAUAAUAAACGGAGCUGGUUGUACAAUGCAUGUUGUGUUGGAGGAGUCUUGGACUCCUCGCAGGAGAAAGAGACAGAGCAUCCUAUUACAAUCUUCUUUUAUAAAUACUAUGGUCCAUUCCUCACCAAGCCUUGGGCUAAGGUAUUGGUACUCAUUUUAUAUCUGCUAUACCUAUCUGCUAGCAUUUAUGGUUGUAUUCAGAUUAAAGAUGGAAUUGAUAUCCGAGAUUUGGCCAAAGCCAACUCUUCCUUAACUCACUUCUAUGAUACAGAAGCAUUAUAUUUUUCAGAGUAUGGCCCAAGGGUUAUGGUGGUUGUGACCAGUGAAGCGGAUUAUUGGGAAAUAAACACCCGGGAGGUCAUUGAAACCUGCAUGCAGAACUUAGAAAAGAGCUGCUAUAUAGCCAAGGAAUAUUCCACAUCUUGGAUGAGAGCCUAUAUAGAGAUGUCUAAGAGAGAAAAUAUGAACAUUAGCACUAAGGAAGAUUUCUUGAAAAACUUAGAUAAAAUGUUUGAAAAUGUUUCUGGUUUCGAACAGGAUAUCAGAAUAGAAGGAAAUGAAAUUAAGGCCUCCAGAUUUUUUAUCCAGGCUGUCAAUGUAAUCAAUAUUGACAAUGCCAAAGAUAUGUUAACCCAUUUACGGGACAUCACUAAUAAUUGCAGUUUUAAUAUAAUUGUUUAUCACCCAUUAUUCAUUUACCUGGAUCAAUACAUUGUAAUAAUUCAAAACACAAUCCAGAAUAUCAUAGUCGCUACUGUUGUCAUGCUUGUAAUUUCAGUUUUGUUUAUUCCAGAUCCCUUGUGCGCCUUAUGGGUGACAUUUGAUAUUGCAUCAAUCAUUGCUGGUGUCACAGGGUUUAUGGCUUUUUGGAAAGUUAACCUAGAUUCCAUAUCAAUGAUCAAUUUGGUCAUUUGCAUUGGGUUUUCUGUCGAUUUUUCAGCACAUAUUGUGUAUGCAUGUGUCUCUAAUCGAAAGGGGAAUGUCAAUGAGAGGAUGAUUAAUGCACUGCGCGUUCUUGGUUACCCCAUAGUACAAGGAGUUCUCUCCACAAUCCUAGGGAUUGCAGCCCUUUCUAGUGCAGAAAGUUAUAUUUUUAGAACCUUUUUUAAAAUCAUGUUACUCGUCCUUGCAUUCGGUGCCCUUCAUGGCCUGCUAUUCAUCCCUGUGUUCCUGAUAGCAGUUGGUGAUUGCCAAAAGCAGUGUAGUGAUGACGUACAUAAUGAAAAGCAUGGGGACAAAAACGCAAAUGAUUUCCCCCCUGCAUUGAUAUACAGAGCGCACCCACUGACUUUUGAAAGCCACGAAAGGAAGGCUGAAUUCAGUCUGCCAGGCUACACCAGUACUGUGCCAGCUGUACAGGACUGUAAAAACCUGAGCAACAAAAGCUAUUGUACGAGUUGGCAAGGAAACAUUUACUCUGUAAUUCAUUUACAGGAUAGACAGAUAGACAAAGACAAUGCUAAAAGAAUGGUGGAAUACAGAAAUAAAAUGCUGCAAGUUUACCUGGAGCACAAAAAUGAUUAGGACUAGCAUAUGGAAGCCCUGGGCCAUAUACUAUACCUCAGACACUUUUGACUCAAGAGUUCUCAUGUCAUGGUAUUGAUACCCUUUCAUGGAUAAUAGCGAAAUAAAAUAAGUGAAAUCCACCUUCGGAACACCACCAUUACCCUCUCCCUUCCCUCCAUUAGUUCUCAUUUCCAUUUAUUAGUAAUUGUCUUUAUUUAUGUUUAGUUAUAUCUGUAUAAUACUACAAC
Rana temporaria (common frog) is the source of this 3071-nucleotide messenger RNA. Its product is annotated as patched domain-containing protein 3-like. The coding region runs from base 1 to 2841 and encodes 946 amino acids. The record is from RefSeq and is a predicted model, not a curated record. The transcript has 4 exons. Lineage: Eukaryota; Metazoa; Chordata; Amphibia; Anura; Ranidae. Gene Ontology annotation, cellular component: membrane.